Brienomyrus brachyistius is the source of this 3365-nucleotide messenger RNA. It is a transcript of the gene lig1, whose product is annotated as ligase I, DNA, ATP-dependent. The record is from RefSeq and is a predicted model, not a curated record. Bases 16 to 3129 code for a protein of 1037 amino acids. Gene Ontology annotation, cellular component: mitochondrion; nucleus. Lineage: Eukaryota; Metazoa; Chordata; Actinopteri; Osteoglossiformes; Mormyridae. The transcript has 28 exons. Gene Ontology annotation, molecular function: DNA binding; DNA ligase (ATP) activity; ATP binding. Gene Ontology annotation, biological process: Okazaki fragment processing involved in mitotic DNA replication; DNA repair; lagging strand elongation.
UCGGUUGCGCCAUCGAUGUUUACGGGGGCGCUGCGCCUGCGCAUACUCCUCUCUGCGUACUCACGGUGCCGCGCGGCACGUGACGUCACGUUGGCGCUUAAUUUUCAGAAGGAAACGCGCGGAAAAGUGGUCGGAUCUGCGCUCAGUAUAGUGAGGAAGGGGGCAUCACAACGAGAUAAAGAAGUGCCUUAUUCCGACAACAUGCAGCGAAGCAUAGCGUCUUUCUUUCAGCCGAUGAAAGGGAAGGAGAAGGAGGGCAGUAAAAGCGAUGGAGUGGCCAAAGAUAAGACUGAACCAGUCAAGUCACCCCUGAAGCCUCAGAACGGAGUGGCAGAAUGCGAUUCGCCCGUGAAGAAGGUCAGCAAGCGCAGCCGGCGAAUCAUAGACAGCGACGAGGAGCAAGAGGCGGGCACUAAGGAGGAAGUGUCCUCGCCGGGCCCCCGGGAGGAGCCGGCGCCCCUGCCCACUCCCGAAAAGGGGGCAGUAAUCAAGGCAGCUUCCGCUGUCUCCUCGCCGUCUGCUCCGGUUACUCCAUCUACACCAAGUGCCCCAGCUUCUGCAGCCGCAGCAGUCACCCCUGCCUCCUCCAUUUCUCCAGGGACUCCCUCCUCCAUUUCUCCCUCCGGGAUCCUCAAACGGAAGACCGCGAGGAAGCAGUUUCCUAAGAGGAAGCUGGUGACUGAUGUCGUCGGUGAGGAGGACCCUGGUCCAGAUGAACAGGAGGUUAAGAGGUCACGCACAGAGGGACCCCCCGACACUGGUGAACCAGAAGAGAUGGAAGUUGAUAGUAAGAAUGCAGAAGAAAGCAAGGAGUCGGAAGGAGGGAGAGCCACUGUGAAGGAGGAGGAGGAAGGGGAGCCGGAAGGAGAGAGGGCCACUGCGAAGGCGGAGGAUGCAGAGGCCAAGGGAGAAAAGGAGCUGGAGGAGAGGAGUCCGGAGAAGUUGAAGGCCACAGAGAGGUCGGAGAAGCAGGAGGCGAAGGGGGGAGGCGAGACGACGUCGGCCAAGAAGGCGACCAUCAGCAGCUUCUUCACACCUAGGAAGGCAGCGGUGAAGCUGCCGAAGGCAGAGGAUGCUGGGAAGGGACAAGCGGAUAAGCAGAUGGGCGCAGCCAAGCAGACAACAGGAGGGGGCGAGAGUGAGGAGGCCAAGCCACUUAGCCAGACCGACUACAACCCGUCCAGGACCGGCUAUCACCCCGUGCAGCAUGCCUGCUGGGACCGGGGUCAGAGGGUGCCGUACCUGGCCGUGGCCCGUACCUUUGAGAAGAUAGAGGAGGAACAGGGCAGGCUGAGGAACAUCGAGACCCUGUCAAAUCUUCUGCGUUCUGUGCUGGUUCUCUCUCCAGACGACCUGCUCUGCUGCAUCUACCUCUGUCUCAACCAGCUGGGCCCUGCCUACCUGGGGAUGGAGCUGGGAGUUGGGGAGACGGUCCUGAUGAAGGCUGUUGCCCAGGCAACCGGGCGACAGUUGGACAAAAUCAAGGCAGAGGCGCAGGAGAAAGGGGACCUGGGAUUGGUGGCAGAGAGCUCCCGCAGCAACCAGAGAAUGAUGUUUGCCCCGGCCAAUCUGACGGCGGCGGGUGUGUUCAGUAAGCUCAAGGACAUCGCCAAGAUGAGCGGCAACUCCUCUAUGAAUAAGAAGAUCGAGAUAAUCAAAGGCCUGUUUGUGGCAUGUAGGCACUCUGAGGCAAGAUACAUCGUGAGGUCUUUGGCAGGAAAGCUGCGGAUCGGGCUGGCGGAGCAGAGCGUGCUGGCGGCUCUGGCCCAAGCCGUGUGUCUGACCCCCCCGGGCCAAGAAUUCCCGCCCCCGAUUGUCGACGCUGGGAAGGCGAUGACUCCCGAGAACAGACGGGCCUGGAUUGAGGAGAAGGCUCUUAUCGUCAAGCAGACGUACUGUGAGAUGCCCAACUAUGACGCCAUCAUCCCGGUGCUGCUGAAGGAGGGGAUUGACGAGCUGCCCAAACACUGCAAGCUCACACCAGGAGUUCCUCUAAGGCCCAUGUUGGCCCACCCAACAAAGGGCGUGUCGGAGGUCAUGAAGAAAUUCGACGAGGCCGCCUUCACGUGCGAAUACAAAUACGAUGGGGAGAGGGCACAGAUCCACAUCCUGGAGAAUGGGGAGGUCCACGUCUUCAGCCGUAACCAAGAGGACAACACCAGCAAAUACCCGGACAUCAUCGCCCGAGUACCCCAGGUGAAGAAGGCCUCGGUGCGGUCCUGCGUCCUGGACUCCGAGGCAGUGGCCUGGGACAGGGAGAAAAAACAAAUCCAGCCCUUCCAGGUUCUCACCACUCGGAAGAGAAAGGAUGUGGACGCUUCAGAGAUUAAAGUGCAGGUCUGCGUUUACGCCUUCGACCUGCUCUACCUAAACGGGGAGUCCCUGGUCAGGCAGCCGUUGUCGAGGCGACGGGCCCUGCUGAGGGAGAGCUUCGAGGAGCGCGAAGGAGAGUUUGUCUUCGCGCGCGCGCUCGACUGCGACAAUACGGACGCCAUCGCGGAGUUCCUCGAGCAGUCCGUGCGAGAUUCGUGCGAGGGCCUCAUGGUGAAGACCCUUGAGAAGGACGCCACCUAUGAGAUCGCCAAGCGCUCACACAACUGGCUGAAGCUGAAGAAGGACUACCUGGACGGUGUAGGAGACACGGUGGAUCUCUGCGUCAUCGGCGCCUACGUCGGAAAAGGCAAGCGGGCCGGCUCCUACGGAGGCUACCUGCUCGCCUGCUACGACGAGGACAACGAGGAGUUCCAGUCGGUUUGCAAGAUCGGAACGGGUUUUAAAGACGAGGACCUGGAACAGCAUUUUAACUUUUUUAAGGAACACGUUCUUCCGAAGCCCAGGCCGUACUACCGCGUCGACCAAUCAGCAGAGCCCGACCUGUGGCUGGAUGCGGUGCAGGUGUGGGAAGUCAAGUGUGCGGACCUGUCCCUGUCUCCUGUCCACAAGGCUGCCAUGGGAUUGGUGGAUCCAGACAAGGGGAUCUCCCUGCGCUUUCCUCGCUUCCUCAGAGUCCGGGAAGACAAAAAACCAGAAGAUUCCACCACCGGAGCACAGAUCGCUGACUUGUACAAGAAACAACAGCAGAUCCAGAACCAGGGGUCCGACAGGGCUGAGCCCGAGGACUACUAUUAACCCGGCGGCCCUGAUGGUCCCUGUGGCAUUUGGGGUCCGCCGCGUGGCCCCUGGAGGGGGGUCCGUGUCGUAGCGAGAAGUGACUCCUGAAAGGAACAUCUGUCUAGGAUUUAUUAAUGUUUGUGUGCGUCUGUGGGGAACGUGUGGUAUGAAAAUGCUCCGCAUGAGACCAAAAGCCCUGUAAAUAUCUAUUUUUUUCCAUUGUCAAAAUAACUUGAAUAAAUCUUUGAGAAGUA